AUGGGGGAUGAAACUAGACAUCAUGAUGGGUUCGUCCCGCCAUUUGCAAAUGUUGAUAUGAUUCCGCCUCAUCAUCCACAAAAUGUUGAGGUAGCACCAGUUCAACAAAGGCAACCAAGGAAUCGAAACAUACAACAACAACAAGCACCUCAAAGAUGCACUUUGGGUGAAUUCUUUUUACCAGAUGUUGAUCAUGCUAAUUUUGGAUAUUUUGUACCACCUAUUCAGGCAAAUACUUUUGAGAUCAAAACUAGCACGAUUACUCUACUUGAGAAUCGAUGCCAAUUCUUAUGGAUCAAAUCAAUCUUCGAUUGUUUCCAUUCUCCUUACAAGAUAAGGCACGAGCAUGUUCAAUCUAUAGCUACCAAUUCCAUCACGACAUGGAGAGAACUUGCACAAGCUUUUCUCAACAAAUAUUUCCCUUUAGGGAAGACGGCAAUAUUGACGAAAGAAAUUAUAUAUUUCUUUCAACAUUAUGGAGAAGCUUUGUAUGGAGCGUGGGAGAGAUUCAAUGAACUUCAACGAAGUUGCCCACAUCACCACCUCCAAAAGGAACAUUUAAUUCAGAUAUUUUAUAAUGGUAUUAAUGAGCAUACUAGAGCUACUAUUGAUGCAGCCUCAGGAGGCUCAAUCAUGAGGAAGACGUAUGAAGAAGCACUUCCUUUGUUAGAUGAGUUGGCUACAAACAGCAGUUAUUGGCCUACUGAGAGGAUGAGACAAUCAAACCAAAGGGGCAUGAUGACCUUAGAGCAGAUCCAAGAGUUGGAGGUGAUGAAAACAAAGAACGCUGCCCUCCAAGCUCAAGUGGAUUUGUACAAAAGACAAAGGAAUGCUCUGAUAGCAGCAGUGCAGGCAGGAUGUCCAACAAAUGCAAAUGCUCAAGCAAACACAGGAAAUUCCAAUUUUCAAUCGGGGAACCGCUACCAACCUAAUCAAGGUAAUUAUAAUUCGAACAAUUAUAGUAGUAGGCUGCGAAAUCCUCUUGGAUUUCAAUCAAACAGUAAUCAAGAUGACGGAAGCAAGCUCGAUAAAAUUUUGGAGCGAUUUGAGAAGUUUGAAGCGGAAGCGCGACAGAAAGAUAAAAAUCAAGCAGUUCCUUUCCAUCAUCUCGAGGUACAAAUUUCACAAUUAGAAACCUCUAUUCAAGGUAGAAACCAGGGUGGUUUACCUUCCACUACAGAGACAAAUCCCAAAGAGCAAGUUAAGGCUGUCGAGCUUAUGAACAGAAAGGCUCUUAAUGAUCCACAUGGUAAGAAGCCUAUAGAAGUCAAUGAUGAGCCAAAUGUUGACGAAGCGAGUUCAAGCAAUGCAAAGGCAAGCGAGGAGGUAAUAGUUGAGGAUGAAAUUCCUGAUGUUAGACCACCACCACCUCCUCCAUACGUGUCUAAGGUACCAAUUCCGAGUCGGCUAAGAAAAAUGCCAGACAACAAUAAAUUUCACAAAUUUUGGAAAUCUUCAAGAAGCUCCAAAUCAGCAUCAGUCUAG
Molecule: messenger RNA, 1485 nt
Organism: Mercurialis annua (annual mercury)
Lineage: Eukaryota; Viridiplantae; Streptophyta; Magnoliopsida; Malpighiales; Euphorbiaceae
Exons: 3
Coding region: 1-1485 (494 amino acids)
Source: RefSeq, a predicted model, not a curated record